GGCGGGGAGGGAGCAGGAGGGAGGCAAGAAAGUAGCAGAAAGUGAGGCUGGCAGGCGGCGGCAAAGGAGCAGGCGAGCAGCGGCGGCAGGAAGUCUCUGACCGAAACGAGCAGAAAUAAGAGCCAGGGAGGGACCGCGACAGCGGCGGCGGCGAGAGCGAAAGAGGAAACUGCAGAAGAGGAAGCUCUGCGGCGGCCCCGAGCCUCCCGCCUAGCGCCCGGCAUCCCCGCGCGCCCCUGCGCCCGCGCCGCGCCCCCGGCGCCCCCUCCCCAGCGCGCCCCCGGCCGCCCCACCGCGCCGCGCCGCGCUCGUCUGCCAUGGCCCGGGAGAACGGCGAGAGCAGCUCAUCUUGGAAAAAGCAAGCCGAAGACAUUAAGAAGAUCUUCGAGUUCAAGGAGACCCUCGGGACGAUUAAGCAUGAAAACAUAGUUGCCCUGGAAGACAUUUAUGAAAGCCCAAAUCACCUGUACUUGGUCAUGCAGCUAGUAUCUGGUGGCGAGUUGUUUGAUCGGAUAGUGGAGAAGGGAUUCUACACAGAAAAGGAUGCCAGCACUCUGAUCCGCCAGGUCCUGGAUGCUGUGUACUAUCUGCACAGAAUGGGCAUCGUCCACAGGGACCUCAAGCCUGAAAAUCUGUUGUACUAUAGUCAAGAUGAAGAAUCCAAAAUAAUGAUCAGUGACUUUGGAUUGUCAAAAAUGGAGGGCAAAGGAGAUGUGAUGUCCACUGCCUGUGGAACCCCUGGCUAUGUUGCUCCUGAAGUUCUGGCCCAGAAACCUUACAGCAAAGCCGUUGACUGCUGGUCCAUCGGAGUCAUCGCCUACAUCUUGCUCUGUGGCUACCCUCCUUUUUAUGACGAAAACGACUCCAAGCUCUUUGAACAGAUCCUCAAGGCAGAAUACGAGUUCGACUCUCCCUACUGGGAUGACAUCUCCGACUCUGCAAAAGACUUCAUUCGGAAUCUGAUGGAGAAAGAUCCAAAUAAAAGAUACACGUGUGAGCAGGCAGCUCGGCACCCAUGGAUUGCUGGUGACACGGCCCUCAACAAAAAUAUCCAUGAGUCCGUCAGUGCCCAGAUCCGGAAGAACUUUGCCAAAAGCAAAUGGAGACAAGCAUUUAAUGCCACAGCCGUCGUGAGGCAUAUGAGAAGACUACAUCUCGGCAGCAGCCUGGACAGCUCGAAUGCAGGUGUCUCAAGCAGCCUCAGUCUGGCCAGCCAAAAAGAUUGUGCGUCUGGAACCUUCCACGCUCUGUAGUUUCAUUUCCUCUUCGUCAGGGGUCUCAGGAGUUGGAGCCGAGCGGAGACCCAGGCCCACCACUGUGACGACAGUGCACACUGGAAGCAAGUGACCGGCUCUGGAGGUGGGAACCAGGGGGCGGGGCCAGGGAAGGGGAGCCCUGGGCCACCAAGAUCCCGCCUUACCUGGUGCACCUUCCUGCAUAGGACUGGAAGACACAAGUUUUUUUAUGGCCAUAUUUUAUACUGCAAUUCUGAAGUGUUCAUUUCUCACAAACUCUACUGACUCAAGGGGAGCUGAAUUAAUAGGACCUGGUGCUGUAUAUAUGAAUCUUGCAAAGCUCUAACCGAAUGGACCUUCUUCUUCUUCCUCUCCCCCAACUCCGCCAUUUCCAUUCUCUGCAGCGUAGGCAACUGUCUAGGGUGUAUUUUUUCAUGGAAAAAAAAUAUGGUUUCAACUGGAUUAUUUAAAUAUUAGUAAAUAUUGUGCAUUAGGA
Messenger RNA from Ictidomys tridecemlineatus (thirteen-lined ground squirrel), 1731 nucleotides. The record is from RefSeq and is a predicted model, not a curated record. Lineage: Eukaryota; Metazoa; Chordata; Mammalia; Rodentia; Sciuridae.